AUGUCUAUCCGACGAAAGAAAGACCGCUUCGACUAUCUGUUCAAACUAUUGCUGAUCGGAGAUCAGAACAGUAGUGUCCUGAUUAGGUUCUCAGAUGACUACUUCUCCAACAAGUAUCUCACGACCAUUGGAGUGGACUUUAAGAUUCGAACCAUCGAGCUGGAAGGAAAGAAGAUCAAGCUACAGAUAUGGGACACAGCAGGGUGUGACCGCUUCAAGGCAAUCACAAAGUCAUAUUAUAGAGGCUCAAUGGGAAUUGUGCUAGUGUAUGACGUAACAUGCAAGACAUCAUUUGAAAACAUUAGGCUAUGGAUUAAAGAGAUUGAAACCAACACAACACCUGGUGUGUCAAAGAUAUUGAUUGGAAACAAGUGCGACUUGAAUGAUGAAAAGGUGAUCGAGAGUUCAAAGGGUAUGGAGUUAGCCAAGGAGUUUGGUAUGAAGUUCUUUGAAACCUCUGCAAAGUGUGGAAUCAAUGUUGAGGAGACCUUUAUGACAUUGGCCACAGAGGUCAAGGAGACUCUAUUUAGCGAUGCUGACUCUGAGAUGGUCCAGGCUUGUGAUGAAACUGAUGCUCCAGUCACUAUCGAAACUACAAUGUCAAAGACACCAGAACAAAAGAGUGCUUAUAACGUUAUCUAUGGACAACACCUCCACAAUGUACCAAUAAACAAGCCUUGUAACCCAAACGAUGUUGUCAACAAGAUGAUGGUCCUGUUUGGCUGA
Molecule: messenger RNA, 726 nt
Organism: Acytostelium subglobosum LB1
Lineage: Eukaryota; Evosea; Eumycetozoa; Acytosteliales; Acytosteliaceae
Exons: 4
Coding region: 1-726 (241 amino acids)
Biological process (GO): protein secretion; regulation of exocytosis
Molecular function (GO): GTPase activity; GTP binding
Source: RefSeq, a predicted model, not a curated record